Molecule: messenger RNA, 669 nt
Organism: Hyaloperonospora brassicae
Lineage: Eukaryota; Oomycota; Peronosporomycetes; Peronosporales; Peronosporaceae
Source: the annotation of a GenBank genome assembly
AUGGCGCGUCUCUCUGCGAGCGAGACCGAGUUCAUCGCAGAGCACGAGCUCAUUGCCAUUAUGCCUCACUUCCAUUUGCGCGACAACAGCGGCAUGCUCAAUUUCAUCAGUGGUGAUUUUGGACCAUUUCAGCCUGGUAUCACGACACAUGUCCCACUGUGGCUGGCGAUUAUGCUCAAACAGCUCAACAAGUGCCGAAUUCUCGCACCGUCGUGGCUGUCAGUUGACUAUUUGACGUCGCAACUGCAGCGCGAGAAGACGAGUGAAGUGUUUGAAGAGCUGCCGUUUCAUUACUUGGAGAUCGCGUCGCUGUUGCUGAAAAAUGCACCGGAAGACUUGGAUCGAAGUGAACAUGUUCGUUUGUUGCUCGAAGAUCUGCAAAACGUGCGACAGGACAAGAUCCGCAAAGGUCUGGCCAAGAUUGCAAGUGAUGUCCAAGGCGGUGAAACGGCUUUUGUCAUUCAGAUGAACAAUAUCUCGGCCAUGGAGAUCAACUCUGUCCGCGAGUUUAUGCUUGGGUCUCUAGAUCAGUUCUACCGGCUUUCGCAGCUCACAGCAGGAGCAGCUGAAGGAGAUUCCCAGUCUCAGUCCCAGUCACAGAGCCAAGGUUAUGCAGAGCCAGCGUCAGAUGGUCCUGCAGCACGCCGGCUUCGGCGGCAUCGAGGAUAG